Cooperia oncophora is the source of this 411-nucleotide messenger RNA. The record is from the annotation of a GenBank genome assembly. NCBI's taxonomy places the organism in Eukaryota, Metazoa, Nematoda, Chromadorea, Rhabditida, Trichostrongylidae.
AUGACUGCAGAGAAUGAGAAAGCGUGGUUCGAAGCUUUAGUUGGUCAAUGGGAAGGAGUUCGUCCGAUGUCAGCACCCUGGCAAAGAUUAGGACCAGCUGUGCUCCAGGGGGAAUUCCAGGGAAGAGCGGUGGUAAAAGAGGCCAGUGUUCGUAAGGUACGUCGUCGUCGACGUAAUGAUGAGCUAGGCAUCAGUGAAGCAAUGGCCAUCGGUGAUGAAAUCCCUAUGUCGUGGGACAACAUGGCUCAGUUACCGUUGGAGCCGCCUGGACCACCUCCGCCAUACAUAGCAGGAGGUGUGUCUCAGAAGACCAAUUCGGACGAAGACAACAGCAGCAGUUUGUUUAUGGUGGUGAUUCGUACAGUGCAAUCGAGCCGAAUAAUCCCGAAACGAUCAGGCAAGUAUCAAUGA